AUGGAGAAGAAACAUAAAAGGCUUCUUUCUGGUGCAACUCCAUUAGUGUUGUUGCUUCUAAUCACUCUGCUUUACACGCAAUUACAUCUAUUUGCAUCAAUUUCUCUUCCCUUCAACAAAUGGAUGCAACAUUUAGCAAACUGGAAAGUUAGCGACAACACGUUAACUGAAGCGAUUAAAUGUCAGGAAUCGUUCAAGCCUAGUUUAAGAAAGCUACUAAAAGGAGAUGAUCAAGGCAAGCUUGAAGCUAAUGGAUUUGCAUGUGAUGUCGAUUUCUACUCGAAAGUUUGUGUUGCCAGUGAACCAUUAUUAAGGAUUGAUACUACAAGAAUGGAUGUGCAGAUGCUGCUAAAUCAGACGCGUCCACAAGAUGUAAUGGCGAUUAUAAAGCCAUAUGCAUGGCAACAUUCUAAGAAAACUCUGGCACAUACGACACGAGUUCAGAUAAUGCAGCAAAACAGGACCAGUUUGCCAGCUUGUCAGUAUAAUCAUACGGUCCCUGCAGUUAUAUUUUCCUCCAGUGGCUUCAGGGGAAACUUGUUCCAUGAAUUCAAUGAGGUUAUCAUUCCUUUGUACAUCACGUCUCGUCAUUUUCAAUCCAAUGUGCAGUUUAUACUCUUGGACUACAACCCUUCAUUUGUGAGAAGAUUUGGGAAAAUUCUGUCACAUUUGUCGGGCUAUCAAGUUAUGAAUCCGGCCAUAAAUGGAAGCGUCCAUUGCUUCCCUGCAGGAGCAGUGGUCGGACUCAGGUUCCAUAAUUUUCUAUCUAUAAAUACUUCCAGCAGCAUAAAUCCAGGAGGCUACUCCAUGUUAGACUUCAAGCAGUUUCUAAGAGAAACAUACAAUCUCAAGGAGUUUCAUGUGGAUACACAAAAGCCCAAGUUACUUCUCAUUUCCCGAGUGAAAUCAAGAAGAUUUUUGAACCAAGAAGAAAUGGUAAACACUAUGGAAGAAUUAGGAUUUGAAGUGGUCAUUGCAGGGCCUAAUCAGACAUCCAAUUUAACCACAUUUUCAAAACUAGUGAGCUCAUGCAGUGUUAUGGUGGGAGCUCAUGGCGCUGGUUUAACGAAUGAAUUGUUUUUGCCUUUUGGCGCGGUAGUGGUGCAAGUGGUGCCGCUAGGGCUGGAUUGGGCAUCAGCUGCGUAUUUUGGUAAACCAACACCAGUCAUGGGACUUCAUUACCUGGAAUACAAAAUUCAACCAGAGGAGAGCUCGCUUCUUGAUAAGUACAGUCGCGAUGAUCCUGUUAUUGCAGAUCCAGUGUCUUUAUUUGCUAAAAAUUUUCAAGCAGGAAGGGCUCUUUAUGUAAUCGGGCAAAACAUAAAGAUUAAUAUUUCCAGGUUCAGGGAGACUCUUGUUAAAGCUCGUCAACUUCUUGGACAUGACAGUUUAGCUCCUUGA
Messenger RNA from Daucus carota subsp. sativus, 1401 nucleotides. RefSeq names its product alpha-1,3-arabinosyltransferase XAT3-like. Bases 1 to 1401 code for a protein of 466 amino acids. Lineage: Eukaryota; Viridiplantae; Streptophyta; Magnoliopsida; Apiales; Apiaceae. The record is from RefSeq and is a predicted model, not a curated record. Gene Ontology annotation, molecular function: glycosyltransferase activity. The transcript has 3 exons.